This is a messenger RNA of Myxocyprinus asiaticus (Chinese sucker), 2613 nucleotides long. RefSeq names its product death effector domain-containing 1 (gene dedd2). The transcript has 6 exons. The record is from RefSeq and is a predicted model, not a curated record. Lineage: Eukaryota; Metazoa; Chordata; Actinopteri; Cypriniformes; Catostomidae. Gene Ontology annotation, biological process: regulation of apoptotic process; apoptotic process; extrinsic apoptotic signaling pathway via death domain receptors. Bases 172 to 1293 code for a protein of 373 amino acids. Gene Ontology annotation, cellular component: nucleolus. Gene Ontology annotation, molecular function: DNA binding; protein binding.
CGUGAGGCUGAGAGAGAGGAGCGAUUAACAGCAGCGUUAGCUCAGCUGACUAAAUAAACUGACGGCUGCCGUCACCACAGAAACAUUCUACAAAGAAAAACUGCGGUGUUUCCACCACGACGUAACCAUUUGACUUUUGGACGAUUAGAGGUUUUCUGGAGAUCAGGGACCAUGGCUACAGCACGAAGCACAAGAUAUUCUCUGUACUGGGAGGAGACCGAGUGCCUCAGCUACUAUGAAAUGUUGUCCCUCCACGAGAUCUUUGAAAUCGUGGGCUCCCAACUUACAGAGACCGAUGUCGAGGUUUUGUCGUUUCUCCUCGAUGAAACCUAUCCUGGGAAACAUCCGCUUGAUCCAGAGGGAUGGACUGAGGAGUUACCUCCUGGACCUGAUGGAACUCGCCAGGGUAAUUCUCCAUGCCCCCGGCUUAUGAAAGCAUGGCGAAAGAUAAAGCCACGGAAUGAACCAUGGCCAAUCGCCUGUCGUCAGCAACCCAAGAGUGGUGUCGAACUGCUGUUAGAGUUGGAGAGACGAGGGUACUUGAAUGAGGGAAACCUCGAACCUUUAUUGCAGUUGCUGCGAAUUCUGACGCGACAUGAUAUCCUGCCCUUUGUCUCACAUAAGAAAAGAAGAACAGUGUCCCCAGAACGAGAGAGAUUCGACUACCCAGAAGUAGAUACCUCAGGGGACACACAGAUCAGCUCAAACACAGAUAUACCAUUCUUGGAAAACACUCAAGACCAGCAGUGGAGAACAGCUGCUGGCUCUUCUGUGACAACGACCACCCCUGGCCGACGAAAGCGGGGUAGAGGUCGCUACUGUAGCAGAAAAUCUAGGGGCAAACCUGAAAUCGAACCUCAGCCAACACCCAAUAAAGUGACCUGUGAUAUCCGGCUACGUGUGCGUGCUGAGUACUCUGAGCAUGAGUCGGCUCUACGAGGUGGAGUUUCAUCAGACAAGCAGCAGCCUUUGGAGAGGCAGUUUGAACUGUUCAGCCGAGCAAGUUCGUUGCUUCGCACCCGAGACCUGGGGUCUAUUGUCUGUGAUAUCAAGUUCUCUGAACUUGCCAACCUGGAUGCGUUCUGGGCAGAUUACCUGAGCGGGGCACUACUUGAGGCACUGAAAGGGGUCUUCAUCACAGACUCGUUAAAGAGAGCAGCGGGACAGGAGGGAGUCAGACUGCUUGUCAGUGUGGAUCAGGAUGACUAUGAGGAGGGCAGAAAACUGUUGCUUAGCAGCCAGACACACAAUGCAACAAACUGGGGAACACAAAGGAAAUCACGCACAGAAUGAGCAGUAUAGCUGGUGGCAUUGUCAUGCUGGAGGGUUAUGUCAGGAUGAGCCUGCAGGAAGGGUACCACAUGAGGGAGGAGGAUGUCUUCCCUGUAAUGCACAGCGUUGAGAUUGCCUGCAAUGACAACAAGCUCAGUCCGAUGAUGCUGUGACACACCGCCCCAGACCAUGACAGACCCUCCACCUUCAAAUCGGUCCCGCUCCAGAGUACAGGCCUCGGUGUAAUGCUCAUUCCUUCAACAAUAUACGCAAGUCCGACCAUCACACCUGGUGAGACAAAAUUGCGACUCGUCAGUGAAGAGCACUUUAUGCCAGUCCAGUCUGUUACAGCGAAGGUGGGUUUGUGCCCAUAGGUUAUGUUGUUGCUGGUGAUGUCUGGUAAGGACCUACCUUACAACAGGCCUACAAGCCCUCAGUCCAGUCUCUCUCAGCCUAUUGCGGACAGUCUGGGCACUGAUGGAGGGAUUGUGCGUUCCUGGUGUAACUCGGGCAGUUGUUGUUGCCAUCCUGUACCUGUCCCGCAGGUGUGAUAUUUGGAUGUACCGAUCCUGUGCAAGUGUUGUUACACGUGGUCUGCCACUGCAAGGACGAUCAGCUGUCCUACCUGUCUCCCUGUAGCGCUGUCUUAGGCAUCUCAGUACUGACAUUGCAAUUUAUUGCCCUGGCCACUUCUGCAGUCAUGCCUAAGGCAUGUUCAUGCACAUGAGCAGGGACCCUGGGCAUCUUUCAUUUGGUAUUUUUCAGAGUCAGUAGAAAGGUCUCUUUAGUGUCCUAAGUUUUUAUAACUGUGACCUUAAUUGCCUACCAUCUGUAAGCUGUUAGUGUCUUAACGCCCGUUCCACAGGUGCAUGUUCAUUAAUUGUUUAUGGUUCAUUGAACAAGCAUGGAAAACAUUAUUUAAAGCCUUUACAAUAAAGAUCUGUAAAGUUAUUUGGAUUUUUACAAAAUUAUCUUUAAAUUAAAAUGAAAAAGGGACGUUUAUAUCCUUCUCUUGCCUUGCCUGAUGCCUGUAUUCACAUGUUACCACCAGGGGGCGUUGGAAACCAUUUUUUCUCAGUAUUUCAUGAAUAUGGCAUCAUGUAUAAAAUCAUUAAAUGUGUACGUUUGGUUUUGGGCAGGGUCUAUUCAAUGAAUAUAAAAUUUGAACACAAUAAAACAGCAAUCUGAGCUGGUAAAAUGUUUUUUUUUAUUUUAUUUUAUUUAUUUAUUUAUUUUUUAUUUUUUUAUGUAGAUUUCAGUCUCUGUGUAAAAGGUUUUACAAUUGAUAAACUGCCACUAGUCCUGGUUAGUUUUUUUGAGUAAUUUACGUAUCUCCUGUUU